AUGAUUCCUCUUCUUCUUCUUUUUCUCCUUCUUCCCUCAACUUUUUGUCUUAUUUGCCCAAAAGAAUACUAUCUUGUAAAUGAUUCAAAAUGCCUGAAAGCCGUCUGGACCCGGGCAACUCACUCAGAUGCUGAAUCUAAUUGUACUGCAUCAGGAGGCACGCUGGUUAAUAUCAAAAAUGCUAUUGACAACCAUGCUGUUUUCAACUUUGGUAACACAGCUGGAUUAGAUUCCAUUUGGAUUGGUCUCUCUUGUUUUGGCAACACCACAUCUUCUUGCUUCUGGGAUGACGCAUCAGGCAGUGCUGCUUCUUACAGUAAUUUCGAUUCUUUUGGCCCUAACCAAGCUGGCGACAGAAAUUGUGUUCGCAUGGCGGUGUCGACAGAAAGUGUGACGAUGGGAAACUCAGGAAGAUGGUCAAGUUCUAAUUGUGGUAAUAAUUUCGCCAUGUAUAGUUCCGGCUACAUUUGUGAAGCACCGCCUACAUUGAAUGCCAAUCCGUACAAUUCAAUGACUCCCGCAUGCAAUUACAACUACAAUCGGAAAUGCUAUAUGAGAUCCAAUGACUACGGAGCAGUAUAUUAUAAACAGUCCGCUGCAAACAAUUAUUGUCUUAUGAUGGGAUAUACUGGAGGCUUAGCGUCGAUCCACUCAAAAAUUGAUGUUGAUUUUAUUCGAAAUCUGUACAAAGGAACCAAUACAACACAUGUCUAUAUUGGAGCAAUGGCGGAGACUGCGGAUAGAUUCAACUGGAUAGAUGGAACAGCUUGGGAUUUCAACUACAUGGACCCUCUGAACUUCCAAAAGGCAAAAUGUCUGGUUAUGGAUGUCCAAGGGGAUGGACUAUGGUCUCCAAUGGAUUGCGAUCAGCAACUUCCAUUCUUAUGCGGUCGAAAAAUCUUGGAAUAUCUACCAGCUCUUGUCCCCGAAGCCAAAUUUCAGGAACCCAACGUUCUAGACGCUUCAAACUGCAACUCAACCCUUCUUCUGGCUCCUGGCUCCAUCUCCUCUUUUGGCUAUCCUGGUACUCCAUCUGGAACCUGUAUCUGGCAGAUUCGAGCUCUUGGACCUUAUCGUCUAGGCAUCUAUUUCGACCUAUGGGCCACUCUCGGAUCAUUGAGUAUUUAUGACGAGUUUGGAACGAAUAUCGGGAACGUAUUUGGGUCAUAUAACACCCCGCCAUUCGCAAAAUACACUCCGUUUAACAUUGCCAAAAUUGUCUAUGAGGCGAGAAGAAAUCCAGAUCCUAAUGAUAGAGGAUUUCAUGCAGUGAUAAUGAUGAUUUGA
Molecule: messenger RNA, 1287 nt
Organism: Caenorhabditis briggsae
Lineage: Eukaryota; Metazoa; Nematoda; Chromadorea; Rhabditida; Rhabditidae
Exons: 4
Coding region: 1-1287 (428 amino acids)
Source: RefSeq, a predicted model, not a curated record